Fibroporia radiculosa is the source of this 537-nucleotide messenger RNA. RefSeq lists its product as uncharacterized. The record is from RefSeq and is a predicted model, not a curated record. The coding region runs from base 1 to 537 and encodes 178 amino acids. NCBI's taxonomy places the organism in Eukaryota, Fungi, Basidiomycota, Agaricomycetes, Polyporales, Fibroporiaceae. The transcript is spliced from 2 exons.
AUGGCAAUCCCGAAGGAAGAGCCACAGGAUGUUAUCCUCCCUCCACCGUCCACCAAAACUACUGCAACAAAAAAACCUGACGAAAAGGGACGAAAAGAUGCGCUGAAGGCUAUAACCGCUCACCGCCGCGUGUCCGCCUGGCAGAUCCAUCGCUGGCCGCUGGAAAAGCGCAUUCUCUCUGAGCGCGUACGAGUUCAUCUUCCGCGCACAUAUCUUGCGCAAGAGGGAGAGGAUGUCAGGGUUCUGCGAGCAGGGCAAGACUUGAACCAGUUUGUAUUUCGCCAUUAUUCUGAGGAAGUGACGGAGGAGCAGAAGAAGGAGAGGACGAACUUCGUGACACCAGACGGCAUUGUUGCCCGGAGGCACGAAUACCUUGGGCCGGACCCACGCGUGGCCGGAUAUCGUGUUGAUAAUGACGGUGACAUAUAUAUCAAAUGGUGGGACGGAUUCUUGCAGGACCAGUGGAUUGGAAAGCAAAAGUGGAAGUUUGGCGUGAAACUGAAUGUAGACGGGAAAUGGAUUGAAAUGGACGACUGA